Bacidia gigantensis is the source of this 3228-nucleotide messenger RNA. RefSeq lists its product as uncharacterized. Gene Ontology annotation, molecular function: RNA binding. Bases 1 to 3228 code for a protein of 1075 amino acids. Lineage: Eukaryota; Fungi; Ascomycota; Lecanoromycetes; Lecanorales; Ramalinaceae. Gene Ontology annotation, cellular component: cytoplasmic stress granule. The transcript is spliced from 5 exons. Gene Ontology annotation, biological process: cytoplasmic stress granule assembly. The record is from RefSeq and is a predicted model, not a curated record.
AUGACUGCGGUCGUAAACGGCAAUCCCCUCACGGAUACCAAUCCUAGCGGUACGACUUCGAAUGCUGCAAAGACUCAGCCAAAGACCAUGGUAUCCACUGGCAAGGCUGACGGCUCUCGUAAACAAGGCAGUGUCAUGAAUGAUGCGACACAGAAACGAGCUCCAGCACAAAAAGCCUGGCAGUCUGGGAUGAACCCCAUUACUCAAAGGUCCAAUACCCCUACGCAGCAGAAUGGUGCUGUCGUACAGAACAAGUCAGGUUACAGGCUGGAUGAAUCAGAGGGUGGAAGUGCAGAAAAGAUCUCUCAUGAUCGGCUAUUGCACCUCUUUGCCAACGCAAUUGUGAAUCAAGAACGACUUUUAAUCAGUUUUCAGUCCGCUAACGGCCCUUGGCAGGGUAACAAUGCAACUCUCACCACGAAGAAUGGCGACAUCUAUACAGGCAUAUUCUUUGGAGCUUCCCUCAGCCAAGACGAACCCGAAUAUCUCCUCAAGAUGGUACAGCACCAAAGACGCGGGGAUCGAGGCGAGGUCAACGGUGUCCGAGAAAACUCUCGUGAAUACAUUGGUGUCGGGGAGGACCACGCAAUGUCUUUCAAGUUGAGAGAUGUUGUGGACUUCUCUCCUGAAGCUGUACCUAUGGCUACACAAGAAAAACGUGCUCAUGCAAGCUCGGCUCAAGCGUUCCGGACGGAUGCGGAUAUUUCAAACCGAAAAGGUGGACAGGAGCGAGAACUUCAACCUUGGGUUGCACCUGGGGUAGAGACCCACGAUCAAGCUCUCGAGGCAUCCGAACCAACAGGUACCUGGGAUCAAUUUCAAGCCAACGAAAACCUGUUUGGAGUAAAGAGCGACUACGACGAAAAUAUCUAUACCACCCGAAUUGACAAAUCACAUCCCAAUUACCGUCAGCGCGAAGCCGAAGCUCGACGCCUUGCUCAAAGGAUGGGCGAAAACUUCACGGGAAAAGUGAAUGAGAGUGAGGGAUGGGACGAAGAGGACAAAUACAGUGGUGUGAAACGAGGACCCAAUGCUUACCCCCCACUACAAUCGAAUCAACCAAACAAAUAUCAACCGCCUGCACGACGACCUCCAGCCGGUAAGCCGACAGUGGCUGGAGCUCCGGUCGAUCCAGCAAUCAUUGCUUCUCAACUUUCCAAGCAAGAAACGACGUCGCAGCUGGAGCAGAUUACUCCAUCUGAAGUGGCAGAGAACAACCUUUCAGCAAAGACAAUCACAGAGAACUCCCUUUUGAAGGAGGACCAGGCACCUCCGAAGAAUAAUUCAUCGAACAAUAAGUCUGCAGCAUCAAAUGAGCCAAAAGCGACGCAAUCCACCAAGUUAGCAGCACCCAACGCUGCAGCUAAUGUCGAAGUCGACGUAAGGAAUGCGUUUAAGCAGUUUUCACAGACCCAGAAGACGCGUGUAGCUGACGACAAGCGACAACGUACGCUACAAGAUAAAAAUUUUAAGCUCGAGGAUCUCCGAGGUUUUUCCCAGCGUUUCAAGUUGAAUACACCAGUGCCUCAGGAUCUAGUGCCAAUCCUCGCGAAAGACCCAAAGAAACAGGAAGAGAUUAAGGAGAAAGCACAGCGAAACGCAAUGGAGCAAGCAAAUGCUCCGAAACUCACAAGCAAGGCUAAAGAUCAAGGUUCGGUCAAGGCUGUAAAUGAUUCAACCCGCGAAGCUUCCAAGGCUGGGCGGACCGGCAAUGAACGCCCUGAUCAAGCUCGCCAGGCUGCACCACCUCGUGGACCUCAAGGCAACUUGCCUCUACGCGAAAGGCAGCCUCCGCAAGCUUACUCAAUUCCAACGUUGCCUCCCAAUGAGCAAGGCCUCACUCACCGGCUGGCUAAGACUCAACGUGACAGGCAGGCCGGAGUCGCCUCCAAUGUGCCAGCGCCAUUGCCAAUCCUUACUCAGAAAACACCCGCCAGGCCUGGCACUACUGCCUCCAGAGUGAAUAGUUCCCAAGGUUCCGUGAGCAUGCGGACGCCCACUUCUGCAACUUCUGGAAAAUUCAAUGUCAAAGCUCAUGAAUUCAUACCUAAUCCCGCGGCCAACGCCUUUACGAUGCCAACAAGUCAGCCCAGUGACGCUGCCAGUCCUCGUGCACAGGGCAAAGGUAGAUUGGCCGUGCAAGCAUCCAGCCCAACAGAGUUUUUUGGAAAUAGGAAGCCCCUUCCAAUAGAGGAUAGACUGUCAAUCACAGAUAAUUUCAAUCCAUUGAAGCGUCUGAGGGAAAAGGCUGAGAAGGACGGCAAGUCGAAAGACUACGCAACCAAUGGCGGGAUCGCAUUUGCACAUGCAACGCCGGUAACUUGGUCCUCUGUGAAGGACGGAGAAGAAGGAAAGUCUUACAGAGACAUGUUUGAAGGAUCUUUGGUUACUACUGGCCCAUCACCCCGUCCUCUGACUACAUCUCCUAUCAACUCGAAUGUUGCACAUCAAAACCAGAUGCCAAAUCACUUGCAGCCAAAUCACCAGACAUCAUCUAACAUGCAUACACCUCCACAGCAGAUGUAUCAGGGUCCUCCGCAACAGCACCUAUAUCCAGGAAUGCCUCACCAAUUUGAGGACCAGCGCAUGCACGCCUCACCGUCCAUAUCUUCAUAUUCAACUCCUCGAGCUCAGAAUGCGUAUGGUACCUAUCCUAUGCCAAUGGGGCAGCCCAUGCAAGGGCCAAUGCACGGUGCCAUCCAAUAUCCUCCCACCAUGGGUCCUGGGCAUCCUCAGAUGUUUCCUCCCGGAGGACCUCAGCCUGCUCACUUCCGUCAGUAUACGCAAAGCCCACAUUACUUGCCUGGCGCUGGCCAGACUUUAGCUGCACCAGCAAUGGUGCAACAAGGAUCCCAAGGACCUUAUCUCGCGCAAGGUACGCCAGCCGCUCAUGUGCCAGUCUACGCGACCGGAAUUCCACAAUACGGACCAUCUCAGCCAAAUAGUGGAUACCCAAGCCCCAAUAGAGGGGCUCCAAUGAUGAUGCAUCAAGGCUCGUUUCAGGGUCAGAAUACACAGAUGCAUGCAAGUGCAGGCCAGUAUGCGCAGCCUUUCUAUUCAUCUCAGCCACCACCUACCAUCAAAGUCCUCAGCAACAGUACCAUUAUCCAACACAGGCCCACCGGGUACCAAGCCACGGUUAUGGACACCAUUCUCAAGGUCCUGCACAAAUGCCGAUGCAACAAGCACCGCCGCAUAAUGCACCAGCGGAAAGUGGAGAAGGCAUGA